This is a messenger RNA of Balearica regulorum gibbericeps (East African grey crowned-crane), 2552 nucleotides long. The record is from RefSeq and is a predicted model, not a curated record. NCBI's taxonomy places the organism in Eukaryota, Metazoa, Chordata, Aves, Gruiformes, Gruidae.
CAAACCCCGGCAACAGCCAAGUUGCCCGCGUGGCAGCCGGCUUGCAGAUCAAGAACUCCCUGACGUCCAAGGACCCCGACAUCAAGGCCCAGUACCAACAGAGAUGGCUCGCGAUCGAUGCCAACGCCCGCAGGGAAGUCAAGAACUACGUUUUGCAGACGUUGGGUACAGAAACGUACCGGCCCAGCUCAGCCUCUCAGUGCGUGGCCGGCAUCGCCUGUGCGGAGAUCCCCAUGAACCAGUGGCCCGAACUCAUUCCCCAGCUGGUAACGAACGUUACGAAUCAGCACAGUACAGAGCACAUGAAAGAGUCGACGUUGGAGGCCAUUGGAUACAUCUGUCAGGAUAUCGAUCCAGAGCAGCUUCAGGACAAAUCCAAUGAGAUCCUGACAGCCAUCAUCCAGGGAAUGAGAAAGGAAGAGCCCAGCAACAAUGUGAAGCUAGCAGCUACUAAUGCACUCCUGAACUCUUUGGAAUUCACCAAAGCAAACUUCGACAAAGAGUCUGAAAGGCACUUUAUUAUGCAAGUAGUCUGUGAAGCAACACAGUGUCCAGAUACAAGGGUACGAGUGGCUGCCUUACAGAAUUUGGUGAAGAUAAUGUCCCUUUAUUAUCAGUAUAUGGAGACAUACAUGGGUCCUGCGCUUUUUGCUAUAACUAUUGAAGCAAUGAAAAGUGACAUAGACGAGGUGGCUCUACAGGGGAUAGAGUUUUGGUCAAACGUCUGCGAUGAGGAGAUGGACCUGGCUAUAGAGGCAUCUGAGGCAGCAGAGCAAGGAAGGCCUCCAGAGCACACUAGCAAAUUUUAUGCGAAGGGAGCACUACAGUACUUGGUCCCAAUUCUUACACAAACAUUAACAAAACAGGAUGAAAACGAUGAUGACGACGACUGGAACCCCUGCAAAGCAGCAGGAGUCUGCCUCAUGCUCCUGGCGACCUGCUGUGAAGAUGACAUUGUUCCUCACGUACUGCCCUUUAUUAAAGAACACAUUAAAAAUCCAGACUGGCGAUACAGAGAUGCAGCUGUGAUGGCUUUUGGGUGCAUUUUGGAAGGACCAGAACCGAACCAGCUCAAACCACUAGUCAUACAGGCAAUGCCAACUUUAAUAGAACUAAUGAAGGACCCCAGCGUUGUGGUUCGAGACACAGCUGCUUGGACUGUGGGCAGGAUCUGUGAGAUGCUUCCUGAAGCUGCCAUCAACGACAUUUACCUCGCUCCGCUGCUGCAGUGUCUGAUGGAGGGCCUGAGCGCCGAGCCCAGAGUGGCCUCCAACGUGUGCUGGGCCUUCUCUAGUCUUGCUGAAGCUGCCUAUGAAGCUGCAGAUGUAGCUGAUGAUCAGGAAGAACCAGCAACCUACUGCUUAUCCUCUUCAUUUGAGCUAAUAGUUCAGAAGCUUCUGGAGACUGCAGAUAGACCUGAUGGACACCAGAAUAACUUGAGGAGUUCUGCAUAUGAAUCUCUGAUGGAAAUAGUGAAAAACAGUGCCAAGGACUGUUACCCUGCUGUCCAAAAGACAACUCUGGUCAUCAUGGAACGACUUCAGCAAGUGCUGCAGAUGGAGUCUCAUAUCCAGAGCACUUCCGACAGAAUCCAGUUCAAUGAUCUUCAGUCUCUUCUUUGUGCUACUCUACAGAACGUCCUCCGGAAGGUCCAGCACCAGGAUGCUUUGCAAAUCUCCGACGUGGUGAUGGCAUCUCUGCUGAGAAUGUUCCAGAGCACGGCGGGCUCGGGGGGCGUGCAGGAGGAUGCCCUGAUGGCAGUCAGCACCCUGGUAGAAGUCUUAGGUGGAGAGUUUCUGAAGUACAUGGAUGCCUUCAAACCGUUCCUUGGCAUUGGACUGAAGAACUAUGCUGAGUACCAGGUUUGUCUGGCUGCAGUGGGCCUGGUUGGUGACUUAUGCAGAGUCCUGCAAUCCAACAUCUUGCCUUUUUGUGAUGAGGUUAUGCAGCUGCUCCUGGAGAACUUGGGGAACGAAAACGUUCAUAGGUCUGUGAAGCCUCAGAUUCUCUCGGUGUUUGGCGAUAUUGCCCUUGCCAUCGGAGGAGAAUUUAAGAAGUACCUAGAUGUUGUACUGAAUACCCUCCAGCAGGCAUCCCAAGCGCAGGUUGAUAAGUCUGACUACGACAUGGUGGAUUACCUGAACGAGUUGAGGGAGGGCUGCCUGGAAGCUUACACUGGCAUCAUCCAGGGAUUGAAGGGAGACCAAGAAAAUGUGCACCCCGAUGUGAUGCUGGUGCAGCCCAGAGUAGAAUUUAUUCUGUCUUACAUUGACCACAUUGCUGGAGAUGAGGAUCACACCGACGGAGUAGUGGCGUGUGCUGCAGGACUGAUAGGGGAUUUGUGUACAGCGUUUGGAAAAGAUGUACUGAAAUUAGUAGAAGCUAGACCCAUGAUACAUGAACUGCUAACUGAAGGAAGAAGAUCCAAGACGAACAAAACAAAAACCCUCGCUACCUGGGCGACUAAAGAACUGAGAAAACUGAAGAAUCAAGCUUGAUCUGUUACCAUUGGGAUGACACCUGAGACCCCCACUGGAAAUCUCCAAUCUUUU